AUGUCAAGCACAAUAUUCUACAAGUUUCGAUCGCAGAAGGGCAACUUGAGGAUUUUAUUCGAUGGGACAGGUAUCACUGUAUUUGAUUUGAAACGUGAAAUAAUUCAGGAAAAUGGGCUCGGCGAUGGUACGGAUUUCCAGUUGCGUCUUUAUAAUCCAGACACAAGCGAAGAACUUGAAGACGACGCCCAAGUCAUUUCAAGAUCCUCAAGCGUCGAAGUAAGGCGAUCACCGGCUGUCAAAGCUAAUGGACUCAAUGGGAAAAUUUCCAUAGGAAAUGCGACAAGAUACGUGACAGGCAAACCCAGAGUUGUGAAAACGACUCAUAGUAAUGGAACCACGACUUCAAGUAUCAAUACAGCAGGUAUGAGUGAAGAAGAUGCCAUUGCGGCGAUGUUUGCCAACCAAGAGAAUCAAUGGCAACAAACUCAGCAAGAAAUGUCUUCGGCUACUCCCGUUUUCCACAGACCCAACGCUGCGAUGCAAGAUGAGGGACCUCCCCCGCCUGGCUACAUGUGUUACAGAUGCGGUGGUAGAGAUCAUUGGAUUAAAAACUGUCCAACAAACUCUGAUCCAAACUAUGAAGGCAAAAGAAUCAGGCGGACGACUGGUAUUCCCAAAAAGUUUUUAAAAUCGGUUGAGGUCGAUCCAAGUACGAUAACACCGGAGGAGAUGGCGCAACGGAAAAUUAUGGUUACAGAUGACGGGAAUUUCGUCGUACAGGUGGCGGACGAACAUUCGUGGGAAGAUUAUCAGAGAAAGCAGCAGUCAAGGUCUCUGAAUAAGGACGAUGCCGUUUGGGAAAAGAACCAUUUUUCAGAUUUACCACCAGAAUUGACGUGCCCUAUCACUGGAGGCUUGUUAAGAAAUCCAGUGAAAACGAAAUGUUGUAAAAAGUUCUUUUCGAAGCAGGCUCUAGAGGAUACACUGGUAGAGAAUGACUUUGUAUGUCCGGUAUGUGGAGAAACGGAUGUUCUUCUAGAUUCUUUAGAGCCUGACUCUGAAAAGGAAGAAGAAGUGCGCAAGUUUUUGAGCGAGCGUGGUGUCAAGAGAGGUACAGAUAUCGAAGUUGAUGGCGAUGCGAAAAAACUUAAAUUACCAAUGCCGGUUCCACCCUUUGGCAUGCCCUUCCCUAUGUUCCCUAUGCCAUUCUUGUCAAAUAUGGCCCCCACUCAAAAGAAGGAAUAA
Lachancea mirantina is the source of this 1188-nucleotide messenger RNA. NCBI's taxonomy places the organism in Eukaryota, Fungi, Ascomycota, Saccharomycetes, Saccharomycetales, Saccharomycetaceae. The record is from the annotation of a GenBank genome assembly.